This is a messenger RNA of Symbiodinium sp. CCMP2456, 1013 nucleotides long. NCBI's taxonomy places the organism in Eukaryota, Dinophyceae, Suessiales, Symbiodiniaceae. The record is from the annotation of a GenBank genome assembly.
AUGACGUGGCUCGAGGAUUACGCGUGGGAGGCGAUGAGCCCGUCUGAUAAACAGGCGGCGGACGAUAAGCGCAGGGAGAAUCGUCUCCACGUGGGCAGCCACCCAGACAUAUUACUGGAGUACACCAACCACGAAAAUUUCGUUGAGAAUGCGCGAUACGUCAUCAAUAACAUCAAAGAUGCUAUUGAGGCCGGCAUCCAACAGGUGGCUGUGCACACAGUGUGCAAGAUGAACAGACAUAGAUCUGUUGCAGGCGGUAUCCUACUUUUCGAUAUAAUUCGACGCCUCACGGAUAUCUCCAUUAGCCUGACUCAUAUGAACGCAGCGUACUCAUGGCCCUUCAUGGGCAAGCAUUCCUGCAAGGGGCAGUGUAUGCACUGCCAGCAUAAAACUGCUGACAUAGUCAGUCAUGUUGCUCACAUAUGUGAUGCGUUUGCCCGGAAGGUAUUCGACGACGGCACAGUCCGUGAGAACGCCACAUUGGUGGUGGAGCCUUCCACAGCCCGCCCUAGAGGGGCGAGAACCUACUCAGAGAUUUUCAAUGAUCAGCAGAUCGCAGCCGGAAACGUGCAGACCCCUAUACAGGGAGUUUCGUUGCUUGAUCAGCCUCCGAGACUCGGAGAGACCGCCACGCAGGCCGCCACGCGCAUGGGCCUGGCAGGCAAGACCCACACACAGUAUGUGGCGAAAUACAAUCCUGACAGCCUAACCGGUGCUAUGAACCGCACCGUGAACGAGCCAAAAGGGUAUCCGAUACCUUCUGCCGUUUAUGUCAAAGACCUGACGGAUGCCAACCAUAUGUUGGAGUCGCAGAAUGCUGACUUACGCGAUCAGCUGCAUGAGACUCGUAGACAGCGUAACGAGGCCUGGGAAGAACUCGACGAAGAGCGUCGAAGGGCAGACGAGGAGCGUCGGAGAGCCGAGCGCGCCGAAGCCCGCAUCAUACAGAUGCGAGAUGAACGCUCUUCGAGAAGGCGGAGACGCAGCUCCUCUUCCGACCGCGACAGACACAG